AUGUCUUUGUAUAUUUUUCUUUUUGUGUCUUUACAGCAGCAAAAGAAUCUGGAAGGAUAUGUUGGCUUUGCAAGCCUCCCCAACCAAGUGUACAGGAAGUCUGUCAAGAGGGGCUUUGAGUUCACCCUGAUGGUCGUGGGUGAGUCGGGUUUGGGCAAAUCCACAUUGAUCAACUCUCUGUUCCUAACGGACCUGUAUUCAGCAGAGUAUCCUGGACCUUCACAUCGAAUCAAAAAGACUGUACAGGUGGAGCAGUCCAAAGUUUUAAUAAAGGAAGGCGGCGUCCAGCUGCUGCUCACAAUAGUUGACACCCCAGGGUUCGGAGAUGCCGUUGACAACAGCAACUGCUGGCAGCCGAUCAUCGACCACAUAGACAGCAAGUUCGAAGACUACCUGAACUCAGAAUCGCGGGUGAACAGACGACAGAUGCCCGACAGCCGAAUCCACUGCUGCCUGUACUUCAUAGCCCCCUCGGGACACGGAUUGAAGCCCUUGGACAUCGAGUUCAUGAAACGGUUGCAUGAGAAAGUGAAUGUCAUCCCGCUGAUCGCCAAAGCAGACACCCUCACCCCAGAGGAAUGCCAACAGUUCAAGAAGCAGAUCAUGCGGGAAAUCCAAGAGCACAAAAUCAAGAUCUAUGAGUUCCCCGAGACAGAUGACGAAGAGGAGAACAGGCUGGUGAAGAAGAUCAAGGACAAGUUGCCGCUGGCUGUAGUAGGAAGCAACACCAUCAUCGAGGUGAACGGCAAGAGGGUCCGAGGGAGACAAUACCCCUGGGGGGUUGCAGAAGUUGAGAACAGUGACCACUGCGACUUCACCAUCCUCAGAGAUAUGCUCAUCAGAACUCACAUGCAGGACCUGAAGGACGUGACAAACAACGUCCAUUAUGAAAACUACCGCAGCAGGAAGCUGGCGGCCGUCACCUACAACGGAGUGGACAACAACCGGGCUAAAGGACAACUCUCCACCAAAAGUGACACAGUUGAAGGAAUGAGUCCCCUGGCCCAGAUGGAGGAGGAGAGGCGAGAGCAUGUGACUAAAAUGAAGAAGAUGGAGAUGGAGAUGGAGCAGGUGUUUGAGAUGAAAGUCAAGGAGAAAGUGCAGAAGCUCAAAGACUCUGAAGCAGAGCUUCAGCGGCGUCACGAGCAGAUGAAGAAGAACCUGGAGGCUCAGCACAAGGAGCUGGAGGACAAGAGACGCCUGUUUGAGGAUGAGAGAGCAAACUGGGAGGCCCAGCAGCGCCUGGAGCAGCAGAAACUGGAGGCCUCCAGAACUCUGGAGAAAAACAAAAAGAAAGGAAAGAUCUUUUAAAAGACAGUCGGCAGGACCACCCCAACUCAAGUUCAUUUUCUUUGCCAACGUUGCCGGUCAGGACACCAGCGUGUGGCACUGGACACCCCCAACCCCC
This is a messenger RNA of Scomber japonicus (chub mackerel), 1408 nucleotides long. RefSeq names its product septin 7b (gene septin7b). The record is from RefSeq and is a predicted model, not a curated record. The transcript is spliced from 13 exons. Gene Ontology annotation, biological process: cilium assembly; cytoskeleton-dependent cytokinesis. Gene Ontology annotation, molecular function: GTP binding; molecular adaptor activity; GTPase activity. Gene Ontology annotation, cellular component: microtubule cytoskeleton; septin complex; septin ring. The coding region runs from base 1 to 1311 and encodes 436 amino acids. NCBI's taxonomy places the organism in Eukaryota, Metazoa, Chordata, Actinopteri, Scombriformes, Scombridae.